UCUUCGCGACUUCACAAACAGAUUACCUCGAUGAGUCCAGGGCGAUAUUUAAAUAUAUAAGGUACAUAGUAGAAAAUGUAUGGGGAUGUAGGGAACAAAUUGGUGAGUCAAAUAUCGCCCACCAUUUAAAUCUUCUAGCUAACAAUAUCCAGGUUCAACAUGCCAAAAGAACUCAAAAACUCGAACACCUUCCUCCAUAUCAGACAGAGAUGGUCCGCGCAGUCACUAGAGAAGUUAGAGACUUAGAUAAAGAUGCUUCAAAUAUUCUGCAAUCAAUUGGUGGUUCCUUUGAUCCAUCUGCCGACCCUGCGACAGCAUGCACUCUCCUCGUUGAUCACUUGUGUAUGCGAAGGAACAAACGUUGUCUCCUUGCCUACCAUCGUACAAGAACAGACAAGCUUGAAGAAAUGGUUUGGAAUGGUAGUGACGUAUUGGAUCUAGCUGCGCAGCAACAUCAAGUUACGAAUGAGGGACAGAAUGGAGGCGCAGAUUUGGGAAGUGGUGAGGGGAAUACCAGUAGUCUAAGUCCCGAAGAGGAAGAAUACGUGAGGCAAUAUAGCGAUUUACUCGCUGCGUUUAAAGGACACUGGACUGACAUUGAUCUUACUGGAAGCCUUGAACCUCCCAGGGAUUUGUUCAUCGACGUUCGGGUCCUCAAGGAUGCCGGGGAGAUUCAGACAGAAUAUGGGUAGGUAAUACACACCAAUUAUAUGGACGUUGACUGACUUGAUUACAAUGCAGUACCAUCAACCUUACCAAGAAUUCGCAAUUCUACGUUCGCCAAGGUGACGUCGAACGUUUGAUCGCUCAGGGAUACCUUCAAAAGCUCAGCUAAACAGGAGCUUCCACCACACAACUGUGAAGCCAGUACAUCACACGGCGAUGUUUGUUAAAUUCAAUCGAACAAAUGGAUGAGAGAAGUCCAUCAAACAUUGCGGGAGGUGAAUGGAUUGGGAUGUCAAUGAAAGACUAGAGUACAGAGCGCUCUCCACCCAUGGAACAACACGGCUCUGUGCUCACCAAACCUAGCCCGCUGAAGAGAAAGACCCUAUUGCGGCCGGUGCCGGAGAUUUGUGGGUUAGUGGGGUCCCCUAUUCUCAUUUGGGCCCAAAACGGUGAAUAGGAGUAGGAGAAGGCGACGAGAAUUGUGCAGUUUACACGACGAUAUCUUGUUAUUUCUAUUACGAUAUAAAUACCACGCGAAGAGUGGAAGUAUUAUUGUAUAGUGUCAGGUGGGAGACAAACAACAAAACUUUUCCGUAACCAAGCUUUGGUGCGGGGUACAUUAAACGAAAGGUGUGUAAAGAAAGGUACCAGGAGAUUUCAAGAUGAUCGUAUUCUGAAAAUACCUCAAGUUAAACUGGGAGGAUCCUAUUGGAUAUGAUGAAGGCUUCUAUGGUGGCUGCUGAGUGGGAAACCUUCUCAUGGUCGUACAACUUGCUUCUGCGCUGUAGCCGGCAUGCAUCAAUUGAAAGGUUGACGGUCUCUAAUCACUUUGUACCUUGGCUUUACCUAAGAAUUGGUUACGAAAGCGGUAUUUCACAUUGGAGUACUACUGCUUCUAUUGUACGAGGCCACUUCUCCGGAAGUUAGUUUUGAUCACUUAGAAUUGAAGUAUCCAUGACUUGAGAGGUGACAUCUCAUUCAUGACCAACAAAAAGCUAGGUAUCAUUAAAUUCUGACAGCCUUUUGAGCGAUAUAGCAGUUUAAUUGGCGAGGAAAGAUUCCCAUCAUUUGAUCUAGGUAGUGCGGUGUAAUGGAGUAACAGUGAAACCAAAAAGCAUGGCAAGCUCUUGGCUAUGGCUUUGGCGCAAAAGAGGAUGGUUUGGCAACGGUUUUCGCAACACAUACAAAUGAAGGUUUGUUUUGGUAGGAAAUACCACAGCAUCGGCAACAUGAAUGGAUGUGGGUUAAAAUCUGGGUUGAGGAUUCUAAUUACUUCAAUAUUCGAUAAUAAAAAUGAUAACCAAGAUGAUCAAAUAUAAACCUGCAGAGAUGAAGAAAAGGUAG
Sclerotinia trifoliorum is the source of this 2010-nucleotide messenger RNA. Lineage: Eukaryota; Fungi; Ascomycota; Leotiomycetes; Helotiales; Sclerotiniaceae. The record is from the annotation of a GenBank genome assembly.